ACGUCAGAGUGCGUGCUGCUGGUUACGUCACCAGCGGCGUUGUUGCAGAGUCACUGCGACUGUUCGACUGUAAACAAGCUGAGGAGAAGAAGUCGCCAUUUAAACUAGGCCUGUGCUGUUGAUGAUAUCUGCUGUUAUUAUUCAUUUAUAUUGAGUCGUGAUAUGAGUCCAGCCAUCCACGUGCAGUUUAAAAAUAAAUACAAAUAAAGGUACAGUUCGUGUUUUCGCGGAGACAAGUCGGAGCUAGCCCUUCAAGCCUUUAGCUAGCCAUAGCUGUCGCUAGCCUCGCUAGGCUAGUCAACAUCCAAAAGGCCUGUUGACGAGGGAAACACCCUUUAUGCCCCGGGUAUCUCUCUCUUUACUGCGACCAGGAUACCCUGAACCCUGGGUGGCUGGUCAGAGCGGCCUCCUCCCACCAUGGAGGCAGGAGGGAAAGACUGUGAAGAGGAAACUCUGCAGACGGCAUUUAAGAAGCUGAGGGUUGAUGCUGAGAGUUUACCUGGAGCUGUAAGUGUGUCGGAGGCGUUGGCUCCCAGAGCGGUAUCGCGUGCUUGUCUCGACACCGGCGGAGCGAAGCCCAAACUGGGCUGCCCGAAGGACAACUGGCAUGGCUGCAUGAGGAAAACCUCCAGAGGAGCCUCCAGAACUCAGCGGCGUCGGAGGUCCAAGUCUCCGAUCCUCCACCCUCCUAAGUUCACCUACUGCAGCCCCGCGGCAGCCUCGGCCCUGUCGCCCCCCAGCGGCUGCCUGAAGCAGCAGCGGCUGGCCAUGCCUGAGCCCGCGGAGCCUCGUCCUGCAGUCGAUGGAAGAACGGCUUCCUCCGUUGCUUCCCCGGCCCAGAAAGAGCUCUCUUCUUCGGGCUCUCCCGGCCACCUCUCCCCUCUGGUUUUUGGAUCUUGCGCCGGGUAUGAGAUGCGUGUUGCAGCCGUGGACAUCCCCACUGUUGCCACUGCUGCUGCGUCUUCACCCAGGCAGGAUGGAGGAAGCUCCGGAGAGUCGAGCGAGGAGAGCGGCCCGGAGAAAAGUGGCCGUGAGGGCGCAGGAGCACGUCGGAUAUCUGGACCUGCAGAAGCGGCUGACUUCCGAGCUUUAUCCGAGUGCCACAGUAGCGGCGGCUCCGCGGACGGCCCCCACAUUCCCUGCUCCUGUGCCUGGAAGAGUAGCUCAGAGUCCCAGGAGGAGAGCGGGCAGGGGGCUGAACCUCAGUGCCAGUGUCGGGCGCUUCCUCAGGGCUGGCAGGGCUUGGAGGUGUACUCCUUCACGGGGCUCCGCACGUCCGGGUGCGAGAGGAGCCCGCCGAGCCGCGAGCCCAGAACUCUCAGUACCACCAACAGUAACGCGGCCACGGCGUCGUCACCUUCAUUGUUGUCGUUGGGCUCCGCUCGCUCGUGUUCGGAGCAGGCGCGCGCCUACGUGGACGACAUCACAAUAGAGGACCUUUCUGGCUACAUGGAGUAUUAUCUCUACAUCCCCAAGAAGAUGUCACACAUGGCUGAGAUGAUGUACACUUAGAACAAAUAGUAUCAUAUCAUAAGGAAAUAUUAAAGUAAAGAAGGUUUUUCUUGUUGAGGGGAAAGUCGGCGAAGGAAAGUGAGUAGUGGGUAGAAUAAUGGAUCAGGCAUGGAAGUGAUUUAAAUACAACAUUAACUGAUUUUAACCCCAGUUGAAAUGUUCCCCUGUCUUCAGUUUAAGCCCCCCCCCUCCUCAUUUUAUUAAAACUGACAGAAACUACCAUCUUUUCUUCUCUUUAGUUUUGACUUUCACCUCUUUUUUGUGCAACAUUUUAAAUUAAAUGUUCAGUUUACAGAUGAAGUUGCCAAAGCUGUUGGUGCGAGGUGUGCAGGAGGAGACGAGCGUGUGUUGUGACCUCUGGAUUUCAUUUCACUCAAUAAAAACUGUUUUUGUCUGAA
Molecule: messenger RNA, 1910 nt
Organism: Cottoperca gobio
Lineage: Eukaryota; Metazoa; Chordata; Actinopteri; Perciformes; Bovichtidae
Gene: oser1
Product: oxidative stress responsive serine-rich 1
Exons: 4
Coding region: 418-1512 (364 amino acids)
Biological process (GO): cellular response to hydrogen peroxide
Source: RefSeq, a predicted model, not a curated record